Glycine soja is the source of this 2309-nucleotide messenger RNA. RefSeq lists its product as uncharacterized. The transcript has 8 exons. The record is from RefSeq and is a predicted model, not a curated record. Gene Ontology annotation, cellular component: membrane. Bases 953 to 2002 code for a protein of 349 amino acids. Lineage: Eukaryota; Viridiplantae; Streptophyta; Magnoliopsida; Fabales; Fabaceae.
CAUGCUAGGCAAAAAACCAUUCUUGGAAUACAUGAAGCAUCUUAGCCCUAAGCAUUCCAAUACAAAAUCCAAAUACAAAUGUACCCUGUCCCUGGUCCCUUUUCUCUGUCUUUCUCACUGUCAUUAAAAAAGAAAUAAUAAUAAGAUUAUUAACCCAAGAAGGGUUCACAGAAACAUGCAUGUCUUUUGGGUCAUAUGACUCAUGACUAGUUUAAAAUUUGCAUGGGAAUACGGAGAUCAAGGCUGCAAUAGGAUUUUGGUCGGAUAGCAACAAAAGUAAUAGAAGAAGCUUGUGCUCCAAGCACACCAUUCUUUUCUUUCCAUUCUCUCUCUCUCUCUCUCUCUCUCUCUCUCUCUCUCUCUCUCUCGUCUAUAUAAACUUUAAUAGUUUUCUAUAUACAAAAGCAUCUCUUCUCACCCCUCCACAUUGUUUUGCUUUCCCUUGCAAGUUUCAAUUCAACCUUUUCUUUUACUUAGCUGCCUCUUUUUUCCUUUAUAGACCGAUUAACAUUUGUCGGUUGCAUCUUUAUGUGCAAAAUCCACCCGAAGUUUAGAAUCUCCAUCUUAUCCAAUAAUUAAACGAUUAGUUAAUGUGGUUAAAACGGGUCAAGAGUUCAACCUUUUUAGUCCUCUCCCUGGCCCAAAACUUUUGCAGCUGUUCCUAGUUUGAAAUGCAUGACAAAUCCAUGUCAUGUGUAACUUUCUCAUUAGGCCCCACUUUUGAUCACAUAGAAUAAGAAUGGUCCUCCCCCCAUAACUCAUUCCAAUGUUUCAGUUCUAUUUAAUUUAAUAGCUUCUUGUUCUCUUAGAGCCAUCAUAAUUACAUUCUAUUUUUUCAUUCUUCAAUAGCAUUUGGUUUUCUAACAUUUUUCCUAAGGGGAAGCAUAACAAGUUAACAACACCAUCUCCUUAUAUCUCUACUUACCUGUGAGAGAAUCUGAAGUAAAACGAAAUGAGGUUUAUGACAGGCUCUCCAAAAGGCACGUGGCAACCGAUUAUGACUGCAGAUACAACAACACAAAGUUACUGGCUGAAUUGGAGGGUUUUGGUUUGUGCCAUUUUGGUUCUGUUUUCAGCUAUCAUUUCUUCAUUGAUUAUAUUGAAGUAUGAAGUUUCACGGAAGAAAGCAACAAGAAAUGGUAACAAGGAAGGAGAGAAAGAAACAUCAUCGACUUUGUACGAGGAUGAAAUUUGGAGGCCUUGUUUGAAAGGAAUCAACCCUGUCUGGUUGCUCGGGUUUAGAGUUUUUGCCUUUGCUGUGCUUUUGGUGCUUCUCAUACUCAUUGCUACUGAGGAUGGAGGAAGCAUUUUCUACUUUUACACUCAGUGGACUUUUGCUGCAGUCACCAUUUAUUUUGGGCUGGGAUCUUUGCUCUCCAUGCAUGGAUGUUACCAACAUCUUAAAAAAGCGAGUGGUGGUAAGGUUGGAAAUGUAGAUGGAUAUGCAGAACAGGGAAUUUAUGAUGCUCCUACACCCCCACAGAAUUCUAAUCCAUCAAACCAUGAGAAAGGCUUAGGAGCUCCACAAGAACAUCUUGUUCGCCAAACUGCAGGCACAUGGGGUUAUAUCUUUCAAAUAUUGUUCCAGAUGAUUGGCGGAGCUGUAAUGCUCACAGAUUGUGUGUUUUGGUUUAUUAUUGUUCCGUUCCUAACCAUCAAAGAUUACAACAUAAAUUUGCUAAUAAUCAGUAUGCACACCAUCAAUGCUGUUUUCCUACUAGGCGAUACGGCUCUAAAUUCCCUGAGGUUCCCUUGGUUUCGAAUAGGAUACUUUUGCAUGUGGACAAUCACAUACGUCAUAUUCCAGUGGAUUGUUCAUGCUAUAGUUAAACUCUGGUGGCCAUAUCCAUUUCUUGAUUUGUCAUCCCCUUAUGCUCCAUUAUGUUACUUUUCCAUGGCAUUACUGCAUAUUCCGUGCUAUGGCAUAUUCGCUUUGAUAAUGAAGCUGAAACACAGCGUGUUGUCGACGCGGUACCCUGACUCGUACCUAUGUGACACAUAAACGGGCUUCAAUUUUCAGAAGAACAACAAUUUUCUGGUAGAAAAAGGGAAGGGGAGUAGUAGUAAGAAAAUAGUAAAAAAAUAUUAUAUUGAGAAGUUUGGAUUCAUAUAUUGAGGUGCACAAAUAUACAGCAAACCAAAGUAUAUAGUUUUCUUUUUUCUUUCUUUUUUGGAAAAUUAAUGGUUGAACAGGCAAGGAGAAUUUUUGUCGUUACUUUCUGUCGGCAUGUAUGUAAUGUAAUAGACCAUGAAUUCUAAGAACUAUAAUCCGAGUGCAUUGAUUUAUUGAUUCUAGGAUUAUAUUUUAA